UGCUCACAUUGUAUGUGAUGUCAUAAAGCACGGAAUGUUGAGGUAUAAAGGCGAAAAACUUCAAAGCAUCAAAGGCACAGCUUGAAGGUAAAAGGUAUAAAGGCGCAGCUGAACAGUUUAGUUUCACAUUAUACCUUUCAUAGUGAUAAUAGCAAACACACAACACAAGAGAGUUGUCAAAACAAAGGUGAGAAACAUGGAAAUGCAGUACAACCCUGGGAGAUCUGGUGGUAAUACAUACAACACAGACUCUGCUGAUAUGAACCUCAGGCAGGAACGAAUUAGACCUGAUCUAACUGAGGAAAACACCAUUCUCAGAGCCCAGCUUAAGAGGUACCGGGUCAAGCAGGAACAACUUCAAAACAUGUGGGAGGAUGCAGAGCAGAGAGUUGAUGAGUUAAAGAAGAAGCUGGAUGAUCUUCACUCUGCAGACCCUCAGAAAACCAUUAAAGAGCUUGAAGACAAACUGGAACAAGUUCACAACAAUGACACUAAGUUUCAUGAGGAAGAGCUCCAUAAGCUGAAAUUGGAGCUGAGUGAGGCUCGCGCCGAAAGAGCCAAUGCAGACAAAGUUAUUGCAAGCCUCAAUCUAAAGCUGGAUGAGGCCAACAAAAAGCUGCAGCAGAAAAACAGCAACCCUGCUGCAGAGCAGUCUGAGGAGGAACCAAUUGUACCUACUCUAUUUAAAGAGAACUGUGCUCUCAGAGACCAGCUUAAUGACUGCAAUUUCAAGCGCGACCUGUUUCGUAACAUGUGGGAUGACGCAGAGCAGAGAGUCACGGAGCUGAAAAACCAGCUAGAUGAUCUUCAGAAAACCCACGGGGACUCUGCUGAUUAUCAGAGAAUCAUUAGAGAACUUGAAGACAAACUGAAACAAGUUCAGAACAAUGACACCAGGUUUCACUCUUCAGAAGUGAUGGCAGAAGUGAAACCUGCCAUUGAGGGAAACGCUACUUCGAAUAACCAGUGUUGCAAUGAACAACAGCACACUGAUUUGUGUGACGACAGGGCAAAAUCACUCCAGAAACAGAUUGAAAGUGCUCAGAAUUACAUACAGGUGCUGAAGGACAGAAACACAGCAACACGAGAGACUCUCCACGGUGAUAUCAGAUGCUUGACAGGCCAACUGCGUGUCUGUGAGGCCCUAAAAGAUAGGUACGAGUGGGAGGCUCUGGACUUUGAGGACGAGCUUAAGAAGACCAAAGCCUCCUAUGAUAAACAGUUACGGGAGAAAAAGAAUGAGAUCUCCGAGAUUGCAAAUGCGCUGAUAAAUGCUGAGGAGGAGAAGGCCUACCUUCGGCAGACUCUGAAAGAGACAAAUGUAGACUCUUGCCUUGCACAGCUGAAGGAGCAACAGAAGGAGAAGACCAAGAUUGCGGCUGCACUGAGAAAAGCAGAGAAGGAGAUGGCCUCCCUUCAGCAGACUCUGUAUGAGACAAAUGUAGACUCUUACCUUGCACAGCUGAACGAGAAACAGAAGGAGAAUGAAAGGAUUGCAGCUGCACUGAAAAGAGCAGAGGAGGAGAAGGCCUCCCUUCAGCAGACUCUGGAAGAGACAAAUGUAGACUUUUACAUUGUACAGCUGAAGGAGCAACAGAAGGAGAAGACCAAGAUUGAGGCUGCACUGAUAAAAGCAGAGAAGGAGAUGGCCUCCCUUCGGCAGACUCUGCAUGAGACAAAUGUAGACUCUUACCUUGCACAGCUGAAGGAGAAACAGAAGGAGAAUGAAAGGAUUGCAGCUGCACUGAAAAGAGCAGAGGAGGAGAAGGCGUCCCUUCAGCAGACUCUGGAAGAGAUAAAUGUAGACUCUUACAUUGUACAGCUGAAGGAGCAACAGAAGGAGAAGACCAAGAUUGCGGCUGCACUGAUAAAAGCAGAGGAGGAGAAGGCGUCCCUUCAGCAGACUCUGCAAGAGAUAAAUGUAGACUCUUACAUUGUACAGCUGAAGGAGCAACAGAAGGAGAAGACCAAGAUUGAGGCUGCACUGAAAAGAGCAGAGGAGGAGAAGGCGUCCCUUCAGCAGACUCUGCAAGAGAUAAAUGUAGACUCUUACCUUGCACAGCUGAAGGAGAAACAGAACGAGAACGAAAAGACUGCAGCUGCACUGAAAAGAGCAGAGGAGGAGAAGGCCUCCUUUCAGCAGACUCUGGAAGAGAAAGAACAGGAGUGGACUCAGAAAGAAACUACCAUGGAAACCAAACUGGCAGAAAUUGAGUCCGAUAUCAAGAUCAUGAUUGACAAAAAGUCCAAAAAGAAAAAAAGAUCCUGGCUUGCCAGGAUGUUCACUCAAUCAGAGAGAGCAUAAAAAAGGACUGCAGAACUCAUGACUUGACCAACCAACCAACCAACCAACCAGCCAGCCAAACAAACAGCAAGACUUAAUGUGCAGACUCAAGUCUUAUGACUUGAGUCUGCGCAUUAAGUCAUUCAACUAACCAACCAACCAAACAAACAGCACAGUGGAUAAGCGGUUGCCUCAAAGCAAAAAGGUUCUGGGAUCGAUAAAUUCCCAGGGGCUUUCUGUUUGGAGGUUGCACGUUUUCACCAUGCAUGUCUGGGUUUUCUCCUGGAGCUCCGGUUUCCCCCAGUCAUUGCAUGUUUCUGUGCUGGUUUAAAAAAAAAAAACCAAAAAAUUAAAAAUAAAAAAUAAAAAAAAAAAACAACCCAGCAACCAAUAAAAAAACCCCAUACCUAAAGUUCCAUUUAGGUGAGUGUGAAUCAAAACAGAUCAACUGAGAUCACACAUGCAGUUAAGGCUGCUACCUAUUUGACGCUUUUGUAGUAUACUGAAGCGUUGAAAACAUGUUGAAAAAGCUGCCCCUUAUCCAUGCUGCACUCAGUGCAAGCAACAGGAAUAAACUGAAAAAAUUCAAGGUCCCCCUUCUCUUUUUAAGAAGGGGUGCCUUUAAGAGGGUAUGCUCCAACUACAGAGGGAUCACACUCCCCAAUCUCCCUGAGAAAGUCUAUUCCAGGGAACUGGAAGGGGUUAGUUGAACCUCAGAUCCAGUUAGUCGAACCUCAGAUCCAGGAGGAACAAUGCGGUUUUCUCCCUGGUCGUGGAACACUGGACCAGCUCUAUACCCUCCGCAGGAUGCUUCAAGGUUCAUGGGAGUUUACCCAACUGGUCCACAUGUGCUUUGUGGACUUGGAAAAGGUAUUCAACUAUGUUCCUCAUGGCAUCCUGUGGGAGGUUCUCCAGGAGUAUGGGGUCCUGGGCUCUUUGCUGAGGCCCUCCCUUCUGCAGACUCUGGAAGAGAAAGAACAGAAGUGGACUCAGAGAGAAACUACCAUGGAAACCAGACUGGCAGAAAUCGAGUCAAGAUGAUGUUUGACAAAAAGUCCAAAAAGAAAAAAAGAUCCUGG
Messenger RNA from Scatophagus argus, 3363 nucleotides. Its product is annotated as meiosis-specific nuclear structural protein 1-like. The record is from RefSeq and is a predicted model, not a curated record. The transcript has a single exon. The coding region runs from base 197 to 2305 and encodes 702 amino acids. NCBI's taxonomy places the organism in Eukaryota, Metazoa, Chordata, Actinopteri, Scatophagidae.